GGUGAAGCAGUUCAAGAUUGGAGGGAGAUCGUUACCUAUUUCUCAUACCCAAUCGGGAGCCGCGAUUACUCGCGGUGGCCGGAGAAGCCGGAGGGGUGGCGUGCUGUUGUGGAGGAGUACAGCGCCAAGCUGAUGGAUCUGGCCUGCAAUCUCCUCGGCGUGCUAUCGGAAGCCAUGGGACUAGAUCGUGAAGCCAUAGCCGGAGCCUGUAUCGAUAUGGACCAGAAAUUGGUGGUCAAUUUCUACCCAAAAUGCCCGCAACCGGACCUCACCCUGGGCCUGAAGCGCCACACAGACCCCGGCACCAUUACUCUGUUGCUUCAAGAUCAAGUCGGCGGUCUCCAAGCCACCAAGGACGACGGUAAAACCUGGAUCACCGUUCAGCCUGUCCAGAAUGCUUUCGUUGUUAACCUCGGCGACCACGGUCAUUACCUGAGCAACGGUCGGUUUAAGAACGCGGACCAUCAGGCCGUCGUGAACUCAAAUUACAGCCGGCUUUCGAUCGCGGCGUUCCAGAACCCGGCUCCGGAAGCAGUUGUUUACCCGCUAGCGGUGAGGGAAGGAGAGAUGCCGGUGAUGGAGGAGGGUAUCACAUUUGCGGAGAUGUAUAGGAGGAAGAUGAGCAGGGAUCUGGAGCUGGCCAGGUUGAAGAAGAUGGCGAAGAUAGAGAGUGGGGAGGAAGGGGCCGCAGGAAAGACUGCUGAGGUUACUGGAGCAAAGGCAUUAAAUGAGAUUUUAGCUUAAGGUCGCACAUGAAGUUGAAGAAGUACGAUUUGCUAACAAGAAAAAAUAUUAUAUGAAUA
This is a messenger RNA of Phalaenopsis equestris, 803 nucleotides long. RefSeq names its product naringenin,2-oxoglutarate 3-dioxygenase-like. Lineage: Eukaryota; Viridiplantae; Streptophyta; Magnoliopsida; Asparagales; Orchidaceae. The record is from RefSeq and is a predicted model, not a curated record.